Molecule: messenger RNA, 2403 nt
Organism: Mollisia scopiformis
Lineage: Eukaryota; Fungi; Ascomycota; Leotiomycetes; Helotiales; Mollisiaceae
Product: putative protease S8 tripeptidyl peptidase I
Exons: 4
Coding region: 176-2239 (687 amino acids)
Biological process (GO): proteolysis
Molecular function (GO): tripeptidyl-peptidase activity; serine-type endopeptidase activity
Source: RefSeq, a predicted model, not a curated record
GAUAUCACCAUUCACGUGAUUUGCGCAUGGAUGACUUCCCGAGGAGUGGGAGAGCUCAUUUCACUGCAGAUCUUGUGGAAUCGAUGCAUUCGGGGGAGGUAUAAGAAGUCUUAUCCCCCACGUAAGAUGAAGUCUCUGCUGUCUUACUGUUGGAGCAAUUCCCUCCUUGGACACAAUGUUGUGGUGUCACAUUCUCCUCAGCUCGGCGCUCCUUGUGGGCGUAUUCUCGAGCCCAACUGGCCAUGUGCUACACGAGAAGAGAUCGGUUUCCCUGUCGCACAAGAGACAGCGCGUGGACGGUGAUUCCAUUGUGCCUGUUCGAAUCGGUCUCCGUCAAAGUAAUCUGCACACUGGUUACGAGAGAUUGAUGGAAGUCUCCCAUCCCACUUCGAAGAACUAUGGCAAACAUCUUUCCAAGGAGGACGUCCACUCAAUCUUCGCUCCUGCUGAAGAGACUGUCGAGACGGCGAAGAAUUGGUUGCUCAGCACGGGCUUGUUUGGAGAGGACGAAAUCAUCCAAUAUGAGAACAAAGGAUGGCUCGCAGUCGAUAUGCCUGCCAAGCACGCCGAAAGUCUCCUCGGCACCGAAUACUACGAGUACGAAUCGAGCGAAGGGGACAUCAGAAUUGGGUGCGACGAAUAUCACCUCCCAAUCCAAGUCUCCAGUUAUGUCGAUUACAUCAAACCAGGCGUGAAGCUCUCUGUGCCUCUCAAGAAGAGACAGAUUGAGAAACGCAGCACUUUUUCGGGCCUGUCGAGAGGAAGUCAUCGUCCAACGCAUGUCAAACCACCACACUACCCGGGCUGGUCAAUGCCCCCUGGAGCAGGAAACUUGCCAUCAGAUCUCCAGAAUUGUGGUGUCAAUAUCACUCCGACUUGUAUCAAAGCUCUAUACGACAUUCCUACAGCCUAUCUCGACCAGCCAGAGAAUGUCAUGGGUUUAUAUGAGACUUACGACGCUUUCUCGCUGGGCGAUAUCUCACUCUUCUUCGAGAACUUCGCAAAGAAUGUGCCUGCAGACACUGCACCAAAGGUCAUCUCAGUCGACGGCGGCACUGCUCCAGUUGCUCCCGACGAUGUUCGCAACGGAGGAGAGUCAGACAUUGACCUUGACCUGUCCAUCUCCCUCAUUUAUCCACAAUCAGUCACCGUUUAUCAAGUCGAUGACCUACCCAACUCCUCUGGAGAAACCAAUACCACCGGCUUCUUGAACACUUUCCUAGACAGCAUAGAUGGCAGUUAUUGUGACUAUUCCGCAUUUGGGAUCACAGGAGAUAGCCCUGGCAUCGACGCCUCAUACCCUGAUCCCACAGCAGGAGGAUACAAAGGCAAACUAGAAUGCGGAACCUACGAACUUACACGCGUUGUAUCAAUCUCCUACGGCGAAGCAGAAGUUUAUCUCCCAAAGAACUACGUCGAACGCCAAUGCAACGAAAUUAUGAAACUGGGUCUCCAAGGUCACACUAUCCUGGUGGCCAGCGGUGACUAUGGUGUUGCCAGUUUUCCAGGCAGUAACGGGAACGCAGAAGGCUGUCUCAGCGCCGCAGGAAUGAAUGGUACCAUUUACAACCCAGACUAUCCCUCAGGCUGCCCAUACAUCACUGCCGUUGGAGCAACAAGACUCUAUCCCAACGACACAGUUCACGAUCCCGAGUCCGCAAUGCAAGUCAACCUCACAGCAUUCAACAUCGCUACUGGUGCUGGUCCAACUUCUCCACCCUACGACUUCUUUGCCACAGGCGGUGGUUUCUCAAAUUACUUCACUCCAGCACCGUUCCAAGCUGCUGCCGUCUCGGCCUACCUCGCCCAGUCCGAUUUACCUUUCCAAUCCCUACCUUACUAUACUAUCAACGAGGAAGCCACAAACAUUGGCGAGAAUGGUGGUCUUUACAAUCGUAUUGGGAGAGGAUACCCAGAUGUAUCUGCGAACGGAGCGUUCUUAUUGACAUUCGUGAAUCUGACUGCAGGAACCUAUUUUGGUACCUCACUCGCCUCACCGAUUUUCGGAUCUGUGGUCACCCUGCUCAAUGAGGAGAGGACCAAAGUCGGAAAGGGGCCGGUGGGGUUCAUCAACGCGGCGCUUUAUGCUAAUCCGUCCGUUUUGAAUGAUAUCACUAAUGGCUCAAAUCCCAAUUGCGGCUCAGUAGGUUUCCAAACCUCGAAGGGCUGGGAUCCUGUUACUGGGCUCGGGACACCGAAUUAUCCUCGGAUGCUGGAAUACUUCUUAAGUUUACCAUAGUUGUCAUCCCAAAUACUUAAAUUCAACCAAAUAAACAUUCACAAAUACCUCCCCAAACCCAAACACACUCCCAAUAAAUUCACCCUUUUCAUCCACUCAGCCAACCCCUUCGCUAGCACCUCAGCCUUGCCAGCCUCGCCAACACCAAACCACCAUAUAUAAAG